AUCUUACACUAAAUAAAGUAUGCAUAUUGAAUCUAGUUAAUAUAUUUGUAUUUGUAUGGUAUCUACAAAUAGUCCUAUUGUUUUUGGCGACUAGAAUCUCUACAAAACGGAACCUUCACAUCGCUUAGAAUUUACGGCAGUGGUGUGUGGUUCAUUUUCGCAGGUAGUCCUUAUGCUGUGUUCAGCGGGUAGUAGUCGACAUACAACAUGAGCAAUAAUGCCCCAACACAAGAUAUAGCUUCGGCUACCUUUCCCAUACGUCGCUCAACAUCAUCCUCAGCUCUGCGCCAGAGCAUUGAUAGCGCCUUCUCCAAACAACUUAAUGGCAAUAUGUCCUCGAACACGAGUACGGUUUCCGUAGCUGUUGACCCUGUGGCCCUCAUCACUACAGAAUGUAUUACUGUUACUUCUGCUAUGCGAAAGCAUGCCCGUUGGGCGCAUUCAUCUGUUUCUUCUAUAUUGGGUGGUAGCUCAAGUCCGUUAAGCUCAGGGUUUCAAACUUCAAGGCCUUCUACACCACGAGAUGAAAUUGGACCUCGCAGAGCACCAAAGGGUUCUGCGGUUUCAGAGGGGAAUGAUGAUACAGGUUUGGCAAACAGAUGGGGCUUAAGGGGGAAGAAAGGGAAGAGCAUGCAAGACAAUCCUUUGAUGGCUGGCUUUGGGCGCCUUAGACGGGAAUUGAGUGGUUGCAAAGGUAGGCCAACAUAAAUCACUUACGGGUUAGGCACAACUGAUCUUAUAUUCUUCUACCAUUAGAUAUACACACAUUCGAUACCCCAUCUUUACUUCAUCCUUUCCUCCAAGUCAUUGAAGCUCCAGCAACCACUGCGCCGAUCACUUCUUUGGCCUUAGUUGCCAUCACAAAGUUCUUCUCGUACAAUUUAAUUAGCCCAAGCUCCCCUCGACUUUCGCAAGCGAUGCAGUCUUUAUCUGCCGCAAUGACACACUGUCGAUUUGAAGCUAGCGAUACAGUGGCUGAUGAGGUGGUGUUCCUACGUAUAUUAAAACUCAUGGAAGGAAUGUUAUCUGGCCCCGGUGGAGAUUUACUAAGUGACGGGAGUGUUUGCGAAAUGAUGGAGACGGGCUUAAGCAUGUGUUGUCAACCAAAACUAUCGGAAUUAGUGCGUCGAUCUGCCGAAAUGUCUAUGGUCAAGAUGUGUCAAAUCAUAUUCGAGAGACUGAAGCAUUUAGAAAUUGAGGCUGGGGAUAAUCUGGGAGCUUUAGACGAAAAGACAAAGGAAGAUAUGGACACUGUUAAAAUGGCCCCUUCAGCAGCUGGUACAGAUGCUAUCACGAAAUUGGCCGCACCUGAUUUUGAAGCACGGCCAUCUUCGUCAAGCUUUGACACAUCACGCCCUGCAUCUGUUAUGAAAAAGCUACCUCUGAUAGAAACUACAUCCGAGGGUGGGACUGCGGCCCCGGCGUCAGAAGCUUCAGAUGACUCCCCAAGCAAGCCUUAUUCUCUUCCGUCUAUAUGUGAGCUAUUUCGGGCUUUGAUAGACUUACUAGAUCCUCAUGAUCGCAAACACGCCGAUGCUCUAAGAGUUAUGGCUCUUCGUAUAAUAAAUGUAGCUCUAGAGGUAGCUGGUCCCUCCAUUGCGAAGCACCCGGCGUUAGCGAUCCUUGCCGAAGACCAUCUAUGUCGAUAUCUAUUCCAAUUAGUUCGAUCCGAUAACAUGGCUAUUUUGCAGGAGUCUCUCAUUGUUGCUGGUACUCUUCUCGAGACUUGUAGAGAAGUAUUAAAGUUGCAGCAAGAGCUCUUUCUUUCUUAUCUGGUUGCAUGCUUGCAUCCUCGUGUAGAAAUUCCUCGAGAGAAAGGAAUCGAUCCCUCUCUUUAUGCAGGGGUACCACAAGCUCCAAAAUUGGUGAAACCUCCACCAUCACAAGCUAGCAGUGGCCGGAACACACCCGUGCCUGUAAAAGAUCGCCGAACAUUAGGAUUAGAAGGUGGAUCGCGCAAGCCGGACGCACGCGAAGCAAUGGUGGAAAGUGUCGGAGCUCUUGCGCGAAUACCGAGUUACAUGGUUGAACUUUAUGUUAAUUAUGAUUGUGAGGUCGACCGAAGUGAUAUCUGUGAGGAUAUGGUUGGACUUCUGUCUCGCAAUGCGAUACCGGACUCUGCGACUUGGAGCACGACAAGUGUCCCACCGCUCUGUCUUGAUGCUCUUUUAGGUUACGUUCAGUUCAUUGCGGAUAGACUUAAUGAUGAGCCAAAACUUGAUGGCUAUCUUGAUCAAUUAACACUACGUGAGCAGAAGCGAAGAAAGAAGAUCAUCAUUGAAGGAACUAUGAAGUUCAAUGAGAAUCCAAAAGCCGGGAUUGGAUUUUUGGCAUCACAAGGUAUCAUAGAUGAUCCUAAAGAUGCAAAGGCUGUCGCAAACUUCCUCAAGGGCACUUCUCGGAUCGACAAAAAGCAAUUAGGGGAAUUCAUAUCCAAGAGGGGAAAUGAAGCCAUUUUGGAGGCUUUAAUGGACUCAUUUGAUUUUAAGAAUAAAAGAGUCGAUGAAGCGUUACGUGAACUCCUUGAGACCUUCAGAUUACCGGGAGAGUCCGCUUUAAUUGAACGAAUUAUCACUACUUUCGCCGAGAACUAUUGUUCAGGUACUUUGCCUGAAGGCAUCGCAGAUAAAGAUUCUGUAUAUGUUUUGACCUAUGCUAUCAUCAUGUUGAAUACGGACCAACAUAAUCCGAACAUGAAGGGUAAACGCAUGGAGCUCGAAAACUUUGCACGAAACUUACGUGGAGUCAAUGGUGGGAAGGACUUUGCUCCACAAUAUCUUCAAGACAUUUACGAAUCUAUCAAAUCGAACGAAAUCAUUUUGCCUGAUGAGCAUGACAACAAGCAUGCUUUUGACUAUGCUUGGAAGGAAUUACUACUUAAAAGCGCUUCCGCAGGUGACCUUACCAUUUGCGAUACUAACAUCUUCGACGCAGACAUGUUCGCAGCUACAUGGAAACCUGUGGUUGCCACAUUAUCCUAUGUCUUUAUGUCAGCUAGUGACGAUGCGGUGUUUGAAAGAGUUAUCACGGGAUUCGAUCAAUGUGUUCGUAUCGCAGCGAAAUAUGGUCUGACUGAGGUUAUCGACCAAGUCGUGUAUUGUUUGAGUUACAUCACUACUCUUGCGACAGAAGUCCCAUCCAGUACUACACUCAAUACUGAGAUACAGGUUGGGGAGAAUAGUGUCAUGGUUAGUGAACUUGCGGUUAAGUUUGGUAGAGAUGUCAAGGCUCAACUCGCUACUGUUGUUCUUUUCCGCGUUGUGUUAGGUAGUGAAAACGUCAUAGGAGAAAGUUGGAAGCAUGUAAGUUGAUCAAUAAUCAAACAAUGUCUACUUUUAACUAAUCACAUAUACAGAUUUCUAGGAUUUGGUUGAACCUAUUUGUUAAUUCUUUGAUCCCCCCUUUUUUCGCUACAUCAAAUAGCAUGGAUAUCGCCCCGAUCCCAUUACAGACUCCCUCACAAGUCAUUGAUCGUGGGACAAAACCUAGCGACACUGGUCUUUUCUCCGCUUUUACAUCAUACAUCUCUAGCUAUGCUGCAGAUGAUCCCCCAGAGCCAUCGGACGAAGAGCUCGAAAGUACUUUAUGUACAGUCGAUUGUGUUAAUGCUUGCUUCAUGGGUGAUGUCUUUGCCAAUAUAGUGUAAGUUUGUCCAUUGAUCGUCUUUUAUCUCAUUACUAACGUGGUUAGGAACAUGCCUGUUGAUUCCUUACGACCUCUGAUACAGGCAUUAAUAUCUCAAUUGCCAGAUGACCCUUCGUCGGUUGUUAUAAGUGUGAAAUCAGAAGUAGAUCCCCCGUCGAGUCCUAUAAACGGCAUUAAUGGUGCAUCUUCCGGCCCUGUGUAUGAUCCUUCAAUGGUUUACAUAUUAGAAUUAUGCACUGUACUCGCAAUCCGAGACAAUGAAACUAUCAAUGCGUUUGGAGCAGAUGUUGCUGAGGCUUUGCAAAAUGUUAUAAGGAAUUCUGCUAGCUGGCAUCCUUUGAUGGUAUCUAGAACAAUAUUCUACCUACUCCACCUUCUACACGCAAGCUAUGUAAGUACAUCCCAUUUAAUUCGAUCGACCGAAUCUAACAUGUCUAGGAACAAUCAUAUAUCCGUGUCCCCGUGGUACUUCACGCCAUCUCAAGUUUCAAAAAGGAUCUAUUCGAGAAAUCUGCUACACUUGCUCUUCAAGGUUUAACUCAAUGUAUAAAGGAGCCCGGUCCUUUACGAAAUGAAAUCAUGACUUCUCCUGAUUUUUGGGUAAUUCUAAAAAAUCUCGCAACCAGCCCUUCUUCCGCAUCUGCUGUGUUCGAAAUACUCGAGGGAGUUGCUAUCGGCUCACCUCCAACGAUAAUGGCUGAUAAUUAUGAAUCAGCUGUGAAGUUACUCAACGAUUUUGCUAUCGCUGGGAGUGUAGGUUCUACUGUGGAGCAAAAACAGGAUAAACGUACACGAAGAGGACAACAAGUCAAACAGCCAAAGCCACAGGUGGUUGAUGCGGUUGUGGCUAGAGGAGUCAAGGCGGUUACAUUGAUAUUUUCUUUGACAUCUAGAAUCCCAGUUUUGAUGGAACAAUCACAUCUUGAGAGCAAAAAAGGUAUGUCUAGAUUCAUUUAUCACAGUAAUCUCCAAUGCUAACUUACUUCAGCUUGGGCAGCUUAUUGGUCACCAAUAUUCAUUGCUCUAACGACACAAUGUACCAACCCUUGUCGCGAAAUUCGUCAUGAAGCAUUCUCUUCACUACAACGUUCCUUAUUAUCACCAGAAUUAACAUCAGGCGAUCAUGAAGAAUGGACCGCUAUAUUCGAUGAGGUUCUCUUUCCCCUCAUAACUCGAUUAUUAAAGCCUGAAGUCUAUUCAUCGGAUCCCAUUGGUAUGAGUGAGACUCGUGUACAAGCUGCCACACUUCUUUGUAGGAUUUUCCUACACUAUUUGGUUCUUUUAUCGAAAUGGGACGGCAUGUUAGAUCUUUGGCUUAAGAUCCUGGAUGUCAUGGAUCGUUUGAUGAAUAGUGGGCAGGGUGACAGUUUGGUAUGUUUAUGCGAUUCACGAACAAAUGCAUUUGGAACCUAUUACUAACAAAUGAAAUAGGAAGAAGCGGUACCAGAAAGUUUGAAGAAUGUCCUAUUGGUAAUGUCCAGUAGUGGGUAUUUGGUACCUCGCAGUCAAGAUGAGACUCAAGAGAAAUUAUGGACGGAAACAUGGAAGAGAAUUGAUAGAUUCUUGCCAGAUUUGAGAAAUGAAAUUGAUUUGGAGGGGCCAGUUGUCGAGGAAAAUGUGAAAGGGAAGGAAAAUGAAGAGUUGUCGACGAGUGUUAAAAGUGAUGCUGGAGCAGGGGUUGAACAGGGUAAAACCGAGGUUAAAGUUUAAUUGUAGAGAAGGAAAGGGGAGAUGGGGAAUUGUAUUAUUAUCAAGCUGUGGGAGCUGUAUUCAGGUUGUACAAAAGACAGCUAGAGGCAGGGAGUUUGGAUGAAUUUGUUGAUGUGAGGGUGGGUUCUUUGGCCAAAAAAACUACCUCUGCUACGUGAGGCGAAUUAAAAAUGGGAUGAGAUUCGGGAAUGGGGAAUGAGGAAUGUGGGGGUGAAGGAAUCAAUGGGGGAUGGAAGAUUUACAUGCACAUUUCGGUAUAUGUGAUGUGUAAUUUGGUUCUAUGGGAAGUGAUGGUUGGAGAAGAGAGAUGAGAGAUUUAUAGGAGAUUGCGAGGAGGGGAUAGUUGAAUUGAGAUGAUUGUAGGUACACUCUUUGUAUAGCGAGAUAGAUAAGGAGUUGAGGGGUUAUAUUAAGAUUAAUAGAUGCAGUGUUUUA
This is a messenger RNA of Sclerotinia trifoliorum, 5790 nucleotides long. Lineage: Eukaryota; Fungi; Ascomycota; Leotiomycetes; Helotiales; Sclerotiniaceae. The record is from the annotation of a GenBank genome assembly.